This is a messenger RNA of Mucor mucedo, 3683 nucleotides long. RefSeq lists its product as uncharacterized. Gene Ontology annotation, cellular component: nucleus. The transcript has 5 exons. Gene Ontology annotation, biological process: regulation of transcription by RNA polymerase II. Gene Ontology annotation, molecular function: DNA-binding transcription factor activity, RNA polymerase II-specific; RNA polymerase II transcription regulatory region sequence-specific DNA binding. NCBI's taxonomy places the organism in Eukaryota, Fungi, Mucoromycota, Mucoromycetes, Mucorales, Mucoraceae. The record is from RefSeq and is a predicted model, not a curated record. The coding region runs from base 1 to 3624 and encodes 1207 amino acids.
AUGAAAAUAAAGUCAACACCACGACGAAUUAAGACUCGAUCAAAAAGGCCAGAACCAGAGCAAAUUAGAACAGAAUCUCAAACUUUUGUCGUUACAGAUUUAAAUAACAUCGAUACUAAAACAGAACAAGACGACAAGGCCUUCAUACCUUUGCGCCAAGUGACAAGUUCUCGACGCGUUACUAUAAAAAGAGAACUGUUAGACCAAGAGUCUAAAGAUCUACUGUCCGGUUCAGUUGAAGCAGAAAGGGAUACUCACGCCACUAGACCACCCACCUCGUUACUAGCACAAUACACACCCAACCGAGAUCUCCCCCCAAUCAUAGAUGAACGUACUCUCUACUGCAAUAUAUGUCGUAAAACUUACAAGUCUAUUCCCAUUUAUCGUACACAUAUGAAGAGAAUUCAUAAAAUGGGUAAAAAGCCUAUAAAAAGAAAACCUGGGGAUCAUAGUUGUAAUAUAUGUGGCCGACUCUUCGCUUCAAAACUCGUUCGGACCUCUCAUUGUAAGAUUGCGCAUUACGGAUUUAGGUUUAAUCCUACAGUUCAGGCACAUGCUGGUACUACGACACCGGAUUUAUACGAUAAAAGUAAUCGAUGCAGCGCUUGCAAAUGUCUUGGCUUGGAUGUCGAUGGCGCUACUGGGAUAUUUGAUCCGCAUGCUAACAAUACGCUUACUGCUAUCGACAAAAAUUGCUACUGCUCUGUGUGCAACACAAAUUUUAAUGGCACUGGAGAAUAUUAUCGUCAUUUAUUGUGUCAUUAUUGCCCUCGUGCUGUAACUCGUUUGUAUGAUGAUCAUUAUUCUGGUGUGGUUACUAACGACCAGUGUAAAUAUGCUAUUUGCGAAAUCUCAGCUAUCAAGUCUGGGGCUGUAGUUUUAAGUAAGGAUGAUCCGCAUGCCAAAAGCUUACCUGUUCUCGACAAUGAAGACAACAAAUGUACUGUAUGUGAAAUUACAUUUGGUAGUAAGAACAAUUUUAUAAUUCAUCUGCUGACGAAGUAUGGCUCAAAAGCGUUUACCGGCAUGAAUGAAAAAGAUCCACAUUUAAACACAGCACCUGAUAUAAAUGAUCCAAACAAACAAUGUUUAGGAUGCAAAAAGAUAUUCGAUACCAGAAAUAGUUAUUUUGCGCAUUUACGUCAUAUAUAUGGAUAUUGUAUCAUCCCAGACUCCUUAAAUCUUCAUUUGAAUACAGUGCCGAAUUUCGAUGAUAAAAGCUAUCAAUGCAUUGGAUGCGGAAAGAAUUUUUGGAAUACGACCCGUUUUCAUAAGCAUUUGAAAAGCAGUUACAAAGACAUAAGCAAGAAGGCAGAAAUUGUGAAGUUCGAAUGCAAUCGGUGUAAUACGCAAUUCGGUUCCUACAACCUUCAUCGAUUCCAUUUGCGAUAUAGUCCGUGUGCCGCUUCAACCAAUCGGUCUAAUCAACAUAAUAACACGGUGCCGAAUGUCAGAGAUAAAAACCUUCAAUGUAUUGGCUGUAAAAAGAAAUUCGAUUCGAAGUUUCAUUAUUAUCAUCAUUUAACAGAAAACUACAAUCUGGACAGCACAAUAGGCGUCAAGACUAGAUCCCGAUCUCGCGUCAGUAAAACAUCAGAAGAUGUUCCUAUAAAAUUAGAAGAGGACAGCAAGGCCUUCAUACCUUUGCGCCAAGUGACAAGUUCUCGACGCGUGACUAUAAAGAGAGAACCGUUAGAUCAAGAUUCUAAAGAUCUACUGUCUGAUUUAGAUGAAGAGAACAGCGGUGACAAUACAGAGUGUAAUCUAUGUAGGUUAACCUUUGUUAAUUUGGAGCAGUUGGCCAUGCACAUGGAGCCUUGUCACGAUGUUAAUGACCUCAAAACGCCAUCACCCUUAGGCAGACUAAACUUAAAAUGUCAUUCCUGUCAGAUAAAAUUUACUGGCAGAAGGGACUACUCAAGACACUUAAGGAUCACCCACCUCCUUACUAGCCAAGUUCCUGCACAAUACAAAUCCAACCGAGAUCUCCCCCCAAUCAUAGAUGAACGUACUCUCUACUGCAAUAUAUGUCAUAAAACUUACAAGUCUAUUCCCAUUUAUCGUGGACAUAUGAAGAGAAUUCAUAAAAUUAAUGAGCACUCUAGGGAACGAAAACCUGGGAAUUAUAGUUGCAAUAUAUGUGGCCGACUCUUCUCCUCAAAAAUCAUUUGGGCCCAUCAUUGUAUACGUGAACAUUACGGACCUAAGCUUUCUCCUACAGUUCAGGCACAUGCUGGUAUUACGACACCGGAUUUUCACGAUAAAAAUAAUCGAUGUAGCGCUUGCGAAGUAUCAUUCCACAACACACAAUCAUACCAAGAUCAUUUGAUUUUUAUUUAUGGAUCAAAUCGUCUUGGCUUGGAUGUUGAUAACGCUCCUGGUAUAUUCGAUCCGCACAUAGACAAUGUAGUCACUGCUAUCGACAUAAAUUGCUACUGCUCUGGGUGCAAGACAAAAUUUCAUAGCACUGAAGCAUAUUAUCAUCAUUUAUGUUAUCAUUACUGCCGGCGAGUCAUCAACAAACUAUUUAAUGAACUUCAGUCCUUUGCAGACCCAUUCGAAGAUACUGACACCAUAUGUGAAUGUGCUGUAUGUAAAAUCUCUGCUAUCAAGUCUGGGACUCCAUUUUUAAGUAAGGAUGAUCCGCAUGCCAAAAGUUUUCCUGAUCUUGACAAUGAAGACAACAAAUGUACUGUAUGUAAAUUUACAUUUCGUACUAAGACUAAUUAUGUACGUCAUUUGCUGGCAAAGUAUGGUUCAAAAGUGUUUACCGGCAUGAAUGAAAAAGAUCCACACUUAAACACAGUACCUGUUAUCAAUGAUACGAACAAACAAUGUAUAGGAUGCAAAAAAAUCUUCGAUACCAGAAACAGUUAUUUUGCGCAUUUACGUCAUAUCUAUGGAAACCAUAUCCUCCCAGCCUCCUUUGAUUUUCAUUUGAAUACAGUGCCAAAUUUAAAUGAUAAAAGCUAUCAAUGCAUUGGAUGCGGAAUGAAAUUUAUGGGCAAAGCCCGUUUUCAUGAUCACUUGGAACGCAAUUAUAAUGAUUUGAAAAACAAUUACAAUGUUUUGGAAAGCAGUGACAAAGACAUAAGCAAGAAGGCAGAAAUUGUGAAGUUCGAAUGCGAUCGGUGUAGUACACAAUUCGGUUCUUACAACCUUCAUCGAUUCCAUUUGCGAUAUAGUCCGUGUGCCGCUUCAAUCAAUCGGUAUAAUCAACAUACUAACACGGUGCCGAAUGUCAGAGAUAAAAACCGUCAAUGUAUUGGCUGUAAAAAGACUUUCCAUGAGUUGUCUGAUUACCACCGUCAUUUAACAAGAAACUAUAAUCUAGACACUACAAGAGGUCCAGAUGAUCCUCAUCUAAAUACCAUGCCUGAUCUCCAUAGCAAAAAUAGGAAAUGUUUCGCUUGCAAAAUGGUAUACAACGAGGAUUGGAGGUUUUGGAUGCAUUUGGUAAAUAAAUACAAUUUGAAACCGAAAUGUGAAAAUACAAAUGAUGAUCCACAUGUCAACGUGGUGCGAAACGAAGAUGAUGAAAAAAACUAUUGUGCUGCAUGUGAUAGAAUAUUCAUUUACAGGGACUCGUACCUUCACCACAUAAAUCAACUUCAUGGUUCAUAAGAAGGAGAAAAAUAACCACUGGAAAACCAAUUAAUAAACAAAAUGAACUCUCUUCCUUC